AUGGACAUUCUGAGUAGGCUACCUGUGAAGUCAGUUGUUCGUUUCAAUUGCGUCUCAAAAUUUUGGAAUACAUUAAUCUCUCAACCUUAUUUUACAAAGAUACAUCUCAAUCAUGCCAAAAAUCAAGCCAGUUCCCAAAAAUUGCUUUCUCUCCACUACCAUCCUAAGCAUGAAGAUGAUAAUCGUCUUUACUUCUAUUUGUCUUCUUUAUCCUUGGUUCAACUCGUAAAGGAUACCCGCAUAGUUGAUUGCCCUCCAAAUUCUAAUCCAUCAGAUGGUGCACUCGUCUAUUGUAGCUGUGAUGGCUUGUUUCUCAUUGGAAUCUGGAGUGAACCUUAUGUUGAACAACCUUCAACAUUAUUGAUAUGGAAUCCCUCCACAAGAGAAUCUAUACUACUUCCCCAUUCCAAAUAUUACUCUAGUAGUGAUUCCAAGUAUUACUCUAGUAGUGAUUAUGAAGAUAUUAGUGAUUUUGAAGAUGGUGAUGAUGAUGAUCUCCGAUCUACUUACGGAUUGGCUUAUGACUCUAUUAGUGAUGACUAUAAAGUCUUUAGGCUGGUCCUGCCUUUUCAUGGCCAAAACGAAAACGAAAUUUUCGCACUGAAAAAAGGAUCAUGGAGAAUUAUUGACGAAACCUCCUCAUCAGGUAUGACAGAUUGUUCUAUGUAUUCUGGUGGGGAAUUUUUGCCAUUUGUAUAUGGAGCAUUUCAUUGGCUUGGUAUCUCAUCAAAGAAGUUGUACGUGGUUUCAUUUAAUAUUUCAUAUGAAGUGUAUGGAGAGAUAUCAUUGCCAGAAAUUGUGUGUUUCCUCGCUAUAUCUAAGUGGUCCAAACAUAAAAUUGAAGUUGAUGUGGGUGUAUCAGUGUUGGGCGGAAUGCUUAGUUUUUAUUAUAAAGAUGAAACAUCUUUUAAUUUAUGGAUGAUGAAAGACGGCCCUGAUUGUGAUGACAUUGACAUUGAUGCAAUUACAAUUGACAAGGAUAUUGGUAUUGUUUAUAAUGGUAUUGUUUAUACAGAAAGUCUCAUCUCUCCGGAACUAGGUCUCGGGGUGUAA
Molecule: messenger RNA, 1053 nt
Organism: Solanum stenotomum
Lineage: Eukaryota; Viridiplantae; Streptophyta; Magnoliopsida; Solanales; Solanaceae
Product: F-box protein CPR1-like
Exons: 2
Coding region: 1-1053 (350 amino acids)
Molecular function (GO): protein binding
Source: RefSeq, a predicted model, not a curated record